Messenger RNA from Drosophila willistoni, 1060 nucleotides. RefSeq names its product suppressor protein SRP40. The coding region runs from base 43 to 984 and encodes 313 amino acids. The transcript has a single exon. The record is from RefSeq and is a predicted model, not a curated record. NCBI's taxonomy places the organism in Eukaryota, Metazoa, Arthropoda, Insecta, Diptera, Drosophilidae.
AUAGAAAAGAUCGAGAAAAAGCAAAUUUAGAAUAAUUUCAUAAUGCGUAGCAUAAUAUGGUUGCUAGGUAUCUGGGCGGUUUUGGGACUAGUCCAAGCCAAACCACUGACUCUGGCGGAAACUGAAAACGAUGCGACCAGCAGCAGCAGCAGCAGCAGUUCCAGCAGCGAGGAACAGGAGGAGCAAAAGGCAGGGAGUUUAAUUGUAAGUUCUGAAGGCAGCAGCAGCAGCAGCAGCGAGGAAGAUCGCCCAAAACGUACGCCACCAGAUCCAUGGCAUGGUGAGGGGCGGCCUCUUCUAUAUGAUUUGGACCCUGAGCAUCAUAGAGGCAAGCGCAGUCCAAAAGCAGAUAGUUCUAGUUCCUCUUCGGAGGAGGAUACAGCCAAGGAAAAGAUUAAAGAGGAACAGGAGGAGCAAAAGGCAGGGAGUUUAAUUGUAAGUUCUGAAGGCAGCAGCAGCGAGGAAGAUCGCCCAAAACGUUCUAUACCAGAUCCAGAUCAAUAUGAUACACCUGUGACCGCUUAUGGUGAGGGGCUGCAUCAUCCAGAUCAAUUGGCCCAUGAGCAUCACAGAGGCAAACGCAGUCCAAAAGCAGAUAGUUCUAGUUCCUCUUCGGAGGAGGAUCCAGCCAAGGAAAAUACCAAAAAGAAAGUUGAUACUUCAGCUGAAGAUUCUUCCUCAUCGGAAGAGCAUAAAAAGCUGAAAAUUGCCGAACAAAGAACUGAAACAAACGCAGUUCGACGCAAAAGACAGUUGGUUGUGUCGAAGGAAGACGAUAAACCUAGUGUGGAAAUCGAAAGCACUGAAUUUGGCACAGAUGAUGCAGAACCAGAGAGAGGCAACUUCGAGGUGGAUGAGGUUCUAGAUUUGGCGGCGAAAACAAGUUCAGACAAGGACAAGGCCAGCAUUGAGGAUUAUGCCCAGGGCUGUGAGGUGAUGGAGGUGUCUUCCAAAGAGGCUAACGAGACAACCUAUGUGGAAUAAAAUACUAGAAAACUUUUGAAUAAAACUAAAGCAAAAAAUAACAAACAAAAAAAUUAAAAAACAAAACACAAAACAA